Messenger RNA from Oryzias melastigma (Indian medaka), 6893 nucleotides. RefSeq names its product ephrin-A2. The coding region runs from base 2292 to 2942 and encodes 216 amino acids. Lineage: Eukaryota; Metazoa; Chordata; Actinopteri; Beloniformes; Adrianichthyidae. Gene Ontology annotation, biological process: ephrin receptor signaling pathway; axon guidance; osteoclast differentiation. Gene Ontology annotation, molecular function: ephrin receptor binding. The transcript is spliced from 5 exons. The record is from RefSeq and is a predicted model, not a curated record. Gene Ontology annotation, cellular component: plasma membrane.
UAACUAAUCGGAAAAAAUAACCAGUGAUUAGUCGACUGUUAAAAUAACCGUUUGUGGCAGCCUUUGCGACAGUGUGAUCUCUAUAUGCUAAAAGCGAAGCUUGAACGUGGGGCCGAUGUGAACGCAUCACAAUUAAACUGCAACGCAAAGACACAAAACCACAUGAAGACACAAUAUUAGCACAAAAGUGGAUGUUGUAUAGCAAAAAGUGUAAAAGUACUUUGUUUUAUUGGUUUUGACAAGAUUAUAAAUCCUAAAUGGAAGCUAACAACAGGGAAGCUAAUGACAGACAUUUGUGAUGAAUGUAUUAUUGAGCUGUCAUGUUGCUGUUGCUCCUUCACUGAAUCUUUUUCUUCCUCAGAGGAGGAAUAAUUUUAGUUUUUUUUUUCAUAGUUUGGGGGCUUUUCUGGGGCCAGCAGGGAACAUAUUGGCUGAGCUCACCAAGGUGUGCUAAUGCCUGGUGGGCAAGUACUUUAAAUGCUAAUUCUUCCCGCCUUCCGUCUUGUAGUCAAACAUACCAGCCGGCCCGCUAACUACCUGUGAGCCAAUCUCUUCCUCCUCCUCCUCCUCCUCCUCAGUCGCCGCGCGCCUGUUCCCCGCCGAGUGACCGCCACAAACAAACACAAGCACCCUGUCAAACGGCUAAUCCAGCCGCCGCGCGCUCAAACGCACUGUACGUGUCGUGUGCAGCCGCUCAAUGAGCAGUCACGCGGCUCUGACACUUUUGAGGGAGCGCACGAGACGGAAAACGGCGUUUUAGGCAGAGAGCCGAAAAAAAAAGAAAAAAAAGAGGAGAGGCCCAGCAUGCAGCUAAUGGCCGUCCGGCUGACAGCUCCAUCACAGGCUUAAGCGGCCGCCUAGCUUGGCUGCUUUGCAUCCGUCUGACAGCUUCGGCGCUUCUGCCUAAAAGGUAGAUUAUGCAAACGUUCGGUUCACUGGCCGCCUUCACCUCCAGCACCACCCCGAUGCCGCUCCCCUCCUCCCGCCUUUCAGGUUGCGCUGUCCUGGUGUUUCUGUGAUUGGAGGCCUUCCCGCGGGGAGCCGACAGGUAAUUCUGUCCACGUGUGAUGAGACGUGAAUAAUCGGCCAUUUUCAGCCCUACCAGCUUCCCGCUCGUCCUCCGGGUGAUAAUUAACCCCUUAAUUCUGCCGCUUUGCUGAAAACUUCAGCAGCUGCUGAAACACACACACAAACACACACUUCUCUCAUGGACUCCCUCACUAAUUUAUUUCAUUUACAGACUCAAAUGAAUCCCAACAGGAUUCUGAUGCUCAAAUUUCAAAGACUAUCCAACUUUAGGUGUUUAAAGUUUACUUUUUUUUUUUUUUAAUUUUACUCAUUUUUUAGAAACAUUUUUCACAAGUGUAGGAGCACACACACAAACAGGCUGCAGGUCAAUUAAAGGCUGACGGUCGAAUCAGCCAACAGUCCAUUAAGUCGUCUGUGAGGCUGAUUUAGAGGUCGGAACCCCGCAGAGAUGCUCCCUUGUCCUUCAGCAAGGACAAAUGCACGGCUGGAGUCCCGAUCCAGCACAGAGGUUCUACUUGGAACCAAAGAACCGGCAAGACAACGGAACCACGAGACACAAGGUUUUGUCCACCAGAGGGGUCCUCCAGGGACCUUUUGGCGUCACUCUCUCCCGGUGUUCUGGACGGAGGCUGUCUACAAACUUUCGGACACUCACGCUGAGAGAGGGAAUCACCGUGAAUCACAGGCUCCGCCCACUAGGACGCACCGGCAGCUGCAGUUUGGAGCUGAGCCGGUAACCGAACCAAACGCUCCUCCAGCAGCUGCGCCUGCAACUUUCUUCUUUGUUCCAAUCUGCGCUGGGUCGGGUCGACCCGGACCGCCGCCUCCCGGCUUGGCUGAGUCCAGUUCGAGCUGCAAGUUUAGAGAGAGAGAGAGGACAUUAAAGCAGUGAAAGUUGGACACAAGGAGCCGCGCGCAACGCAGCAGAAGACGCAAAAACUGAAUGAAGGUCCUAUCCGGACUCAGUGCGUAAAGGACGCACGUGUGCGCACGCGGUUCUGAUCCGGUUCGGACUGAGUAAGGAUGAAAGUUUGGAACCGGUCCUGCUCGCUGACUGUGGAGGAGCCGUGAGAAGUCCUGCCUCUCGGCUGCUGAAGAAGAGGUUCUGGACAUGUUUGUGGCCGCGCGCGAGAGCGGGACGAUGACGGCCGUGAACGCCGAGCAUCCAAAGUGAGUCAAAGUGUCUCGUGAGCGCGCCGUGCGCCGGAUCUGGACCGUUUUGGAUGCGCUCCGGCUCUGUUUGCUGAAGACAAGCGACUCGGAUGUUUGCCGGGACGCAGCGCGCUGCGCCGCCGCACAUGGAGCGCUCCGGGCGGCCGCUGCUCCUGCUGCUGCUCGGCCUGCUGCUGCGACUCUGCUCCGCCGUGACCGACGAGCGCCUCAUCUCCGACCGGUACGCGGUCUACUGGAACAGCUCCAACCCCAGGUUCUUUCGAGGUGACUACACGGUGGAGGUGGCGAUCAACGACUACCUGGACAUCUACUGUCCUCACUACGAGAGGCCAGAGCCAGCGGAGCGCAUGGAGCACUACAUCCUGUACAUGGUCAACUACGACGGGUACACGACCUGCGACCAUCACAGGAAGGGCUUCAAACGCUGGGAGUGUAACCGGCCCCAGAGCCCCAACGGGCCGCUCAAGUUCUCUGAGAAGUUCCAGCUGUUCACACCCUUCAGCCUGGGCUUCGAGUUCAGACCGGGACACGAGUACUACUACAUCUCGUCACCACAUCCCAACUUGGCUGGGAAACCAUGUUUGAAGCUCAAAAUCUAUGUCAAACCGACCAACGACUCGGUGUACGAGUCACCAGAACCCUUCCUGACGGACGACACCACCGGCGCGUGCAGCCUCACGCUGCCGUCCACCGUCCUGCUCAGCCUGCUCCUCAUCCUCCUCGUCCUCGCUUCCUCGUAGCAUUUCCAGGAGACCUCCUCCUCCUUCGUCCGUCGACCUCUGACUCUCGUUUGGUGAUCAACCGGCGCCGAGAGGAGUUUGGAACUUCCGCAAACAUCCUGGACGUUCAGCUCGAAGACGGAACUAUUCCGACUCCUAAAAAGGAAGCAGGAUUAUUUCUUUUGAAUCCAGAACUGUCAGUGCUGACGUUGUAGCUCAUCCGAGUACAGAAAACCUUCCAGUAACCCCUUUAACUAAAGCCAGCCUGAAGACCACAUCAAUGCUUUAACACCUUCCGAUCCACAAACAUUACAGUAGAUCUGCUCAGUUGUUAUCAUCAUUUGGAUCAUCUAGGAUCCACAGUUUUGCUAUUUGCAUGUUUUCCUCUGAGGCUGAUAAAUAUGUGCAGCAAUUAAUUUAAUUUGUCAGGAUAAUUAUGCGUCUGCAUCAUUCAAUGUUCAAUAUUCAAUAACCUAUGGUCGUGUUUGUUCUUACUACAGUAAAUGUGACUAGUCUGAUGACCUGACGUGUGUCCGGAUUUCGCUGACCUAAUAAGGGUAAAGCCGUCGAUGUGAUCUCACAGUGAGAUCACUCUUACCUCAAGAUGGCGCCCACAUUGGUGGAAUUUUGAAAACUUUUACCUCUGGCAGCUACAUGAACUGAAGAGUUGCCGUGGCAACAUAAAGUGAGAUGGGAAGCCGAGAAACUCAUUUGUAUAAAAAACAUUUUUUGAUGCUGGUGAGUUUUCCCACAAUCCAAUGUGAGCAGAAGUCAUGAAUUGAGCCGUAAUAACGAAAGAAAACUGUUUAUAGCAACAUGUAUUAUUGCCUUUACAUUUUUUAAAGUGGUUUGAAAAAACUGUUUUUAUAAAGUAAUUUUAAAAACUGCAGACAACUGGACCACAUUAACAAAAAAAAAAAGGCCAAUACUCCCACCUAGUGGUCAUAAUGCAGAAUGCAUCUCAGUUCAUUCAAGCCACAUCCAGCUGUUCUGUAACAAAAAACACAAAACAUUGCAAAUUUCAGUGACAAAAAAAUAUUAAUUUCUGUGUAUAUUUUCAUCUCAUUUUUAUGCAAAGUUAUCAAGCAAUUUGUAAAUAAUUGCAAAAUAAGAAUGUUGAUGUACUCUGAGAAUUUUAAUAAGGAGUAAAUAUUACAAUCAAACCUGCGACACACUAUAUAUAGGUCUUUUAUUUAAAUAAUUAUGAAAAAAAUAAUAAGAGAUUAGAUUAAACAUGAUUAUAAUACUCUUAUAAUCUCUUUAUUUAUCAAAAGGAUUUUUCUACAUUUUUCUAUGAGGCUUUAAGACUAUGAUGGUGAUGAGUUAAACCAGAGGUCUGCAACCUGAGGCUCUUCUACCCCUCCAUUGCUUUUACAAAUUUCAAUCGCACCACAAAAGUAAAAUGAACCCUUUUUUAUUUUUUUAUUAUUUUUAUUUGAAUGAUUUUUAUUAUUGUCUGCAACCUGCAGUUCUGGAGCCACUUGUGGCUUUUUUACCUCUCCAUAGUGGCUCUCUGGCUAAAAAAUAAAAUAAAUAUUAGUAUUUUUCAAGUAAGGGUUACUAAAUUAGGAUUUAUUUAAUUUAGAUUAGUUAAAUUUGUAAAAUUAUGGCUGAGGUGAACCUCAAAGAUAAACUAAGUAAAGGUUUUUAUAUCCUUGCUGACUUAUUUGCUCUAUGCUUCCUUUAGAAUAAACAUAUUUCAAAUACUAAGCAAAAUUUAAGUAAAAGGUUUGAUUCUUCAUUAGUUUAAAGCACAUAUUAUUUUAUGCUGUCCAGAGCGGCACUGGAAUUAUCCAGUCUGGCACAAGAUGGCUUUUAUUUUGAAAGGACAUCAUACGAGCUUCUGUCAAACAUAAAAAAUAAUUUUACUUGUAAAUAAAUGUUUUUGUUUCUUUUUAUUUUUCUGUUUUAUUCAUGCCACAAAAGAAGCAUAAUUCAAAUUCAUUAUUUAAAAAAAAUCAAGUAAAUUGUAAUGAAUGUAAAGCAGUAUCAAGAUAAAACUUUGCAGCUCCUAUUAAGUUUUGAUCAGUAGAAAAUUAUCCCAAAUGGUUCUUUUACUGUUAAAGGUUGCAGACCCCGGUCCUAUGAGGCACCAGGUGUCUUUUAUUUUGAAAGGAAGUCAUGUGAUCCUCAGCCAAAAAGUUAUUAAAUGUUCCAUAUUUUGAAAUAAAGGCCGUUUUCUGUUCAUGUUUUAUUUAUUUUUGGAAAAUGGUUGAUUUAUAUUCAUCAUAAUAAAUAUAAAUAUAUAUUUUUUUGUUUUUCUGAAGGGUGAAUUCAGACAUUAACCCUUUAACACUGGAGCUCCAGUGUUAAUGUUCUCUGAUUUAUUGUAACUUUUCAAAAGUUACAGUAUGUUAAAGAUUUUGUGUUACAGGGUUAAGCGCCUCUUUAAGUGUUGACGGUUGCAGACCCCUGAUCUAAAAGACGAGGCUUCAGAAACCAGACUGGACCUAAACGUUCAUAUCUGUGAACCUGCAGGAGUUCCUUUUGAAUGUUGAGCCUUUUUUUGAUCAUUUCUUACACUUGCAGGGAUUUCUUUUUCUAUUUUAUGACUGUAAAGUGAUCUUUAUGUUGUGCUAAAACAUUGAUGUGGUCUUUGGGGAAAAUAAAUCCAUUCAAUCAGGAACUUGAAGCCUCUUCUCAAGAAGUUAUCUCAUGGUUAUUCCUGUGGAGGUGGACAGAGGAGUCUGACCUUUAACCUUAAGGUCAGAUGAACUUGUAUUUGACGGACGGGACCUCGUCAGCCCAAAUCAAACUAUUUCUCUGGAUUGUAUCACUGGGCUUCAAUUCAAGAGGUUUAAACUCCACAGAAAGACUGAACUGUGUUGUUGCUAUCCUCACAUCUGGGCGCCACCAGCUGGAGGGCGUGGCUAACUUCUGACAUCAGAUCUCAAAAAUCCAGACGCUUUUCAGCCUUUCCUUUCUGUAAAUCUGCCAAAGACUUUUUCUUUUUUAGAAGAUUCUCAGUGGGCGGGGCUACAUAACAGCAAUCUUUGGAUUUGUGGGCCGGGUUUGAAAAAAAAAAAAAAAAAGGGGAGGGGCUUUAUUAUUUUUUUCUUAAUAAAAAUCGAAUGUUUUGUCGUAAAUCAAAAAUGGCCUUUUCUCCCCCCCGCUGGUGCUAAGUUUUUAUGGACUGUGGCGGCGACAUCGUGUGGUCACGCUCUUUGUCCCACCCACGUUUUUUUUGUUGUCCUCAUCUCUUCAUGCAGUUUCUCCAUCAGGAGGGGGCGUGUCCUUGCUAGCAGGGGCGUGCUGGAAAAUGCAGUAUAUGAUAUAAAUGCACUGUGAUGGUGGAUUACAGAAAACUUUACGAAAAGAAGAAAAACUCUGUUUCUUUAUUUUAUUUGUGCCAUUUUUCUUUUUGCAGAAAAUCCCAGGAGAAAGUUUAUAUGGAAAAUGACGUCUGAUGUUUGUUGUUGUCGUUGAUGCUGUAGUUGUUGUCUUCUUUCUGUUCUUGCUUGCAUCUCAAUGCAUUCUGGUCCCCGUAGUCCCGUGAAUUCUGGUUCUGUUGGCGAGUGACGCUUCAGUGGAUCUUAAUGGGUUUUUGUGGACUGAGUCGGUUUUUCGUAGCAUAAAGAAAAUGUAAAGGACUAUGUGAAAUAAAUGGGGGAAUUUUAUGUCAGAGUGAGACCUCCUUGCCAUCUCCGGAGAAGAAAAGCUUUUUUCUACAUCAAACAUCUGCAAAUUCUAUUCUUUCAAAUACAAAAUAAAAAAACUGUUUUUGUAUAUUUUCUUAUUGGAUGCUUAUAAAGUCAUGUUGUAAAGAAUGCAUUUAUCUGAUUGGCUGAAGAGCUAAUGAGAGGUCGGAGGUCGUUGGGUCUCCUGUGUUUUUGCAUGAGCAGGAAAAAUGUGACGGCAGAAAUCUAUUGAGUGAAUUUUAAUUUGAAAAUCUCGGAGAGAAAAUGUUAAGCUAUGAAAUUUGUGCUUGAUAGAUUCACCAAUAAUUGAAUAAAAGUCCCACGAGAGACGGUU